AUGACCUUGGAGCUAUGGGUUUUAAGUCUAAUAUCUGUCAUAACAACAAUUGUCAUUCUUUUGAUUGUUAUGUAUCUCACCACAGACCCAUAUCCUGAUCUCUCGCGAACAAGUGAAGAGGAAAGUUUUUAUGAUCCAGAGACUUCACAAUGCAUUAAACUUCCGUUCGGGCUUAAAGAAAGACCGGAUAAAGAACUAUCAGUGAUCAUUCCGGCAUACAAUGAAGUAGAUCGACUUCCUCAAAUGUUGACUGAAACCCUGGACUAUCUUGAUAAAAGAAAAGAAUCAAACAAAAAGUUCACAUUCGAAAUCAUUAUAGUGAAUGAUGGAAGCAAAGAUCACACACUGGAGGGUGCUGCUGUCAGAAUUGGAAUGCUUUCUGCUCGUGGUCGUAUCCUUUUGUUUGCAGAUGCGGAUGGUGCAACUCAAUUCUCUGAUAUUGAAAAAUUAGAAGAAGCUUUAUCAUCAUCCAUAGCCAAUCGAUGGAAUGGUGGUAUGGCAGUGAUUUGUGGUUCCAGAGCACAUUUAGAACAACAAGUAAUAGCUAAACGUAAUCCAUUAAGAAAUUUACUCAUGUAUGGUUUCAAAUUAUUUGUAUGGUUUGUAUGUAUUCGUGGAAUUCGUGAUACACAAUGUGGUUUUAAAUUAUUUAGUCGACCUGCGGCUCGUUUAUUAUUCCAUAAUUUACAUGUGGAACGUUGGGCAUUCGAUGUUGAUCUAUUAUACUUAGCUAAACAUUUUGAUAUGAAUAUUGUUGAAAUACCUGUGCAUUGGAAAGAAAUACCUGGUUCAAAAUUGGUACCAAUUUUUUCAUGGAUUCAAAUGGCUAAGGAUUUACUAAUGAUUCGUUUAAGAUAUUCAUUAGGAGCAUGGAAAAUUGAACCAAUCUAUACUUGA
Heterobilharzia americana is the source of this 897-nucleotide messenger RNA. NCBI's taxonomy places the organism in Eukaryota, Metazoa, Platyhelminthes, Trematoda, Strigeidida, Schistosomatidae. The record is from the annotation of a GenBank genome assembly.